This is a messenger RNA of Carassius carassius (crucian carp), 381 nucleotides long. RefSeq lists its product as uncharacterized. Bases 1 to 381 code for a protein of 126 amino acids. The record is from RefSeq and is a predicted model, not a curated record. Lineage: Eukaryota; Metazoa; Chordata; Actinopteri; Cypriniformes; Cyprinidae. The transcript has a single exon.
AUGGAACUACGCCGGGCUGGCCUGACCGCCAACCCCUGGAAGUGUCAUCUGGCCUUCGCCAAAGCCAAAUACUUGGGAUAUCAGGUGGGUCGCGGCCAGAUCAAACCUCAAGAGAAGAAGGUGGCAGCUAUCCUCUCCGCGCUGCGGCCCACCUCCAAAACACAGGUACAGGCCUUUUUGGGGUUGGCGGAGUAUUACCGCUGCUUUAUCCCUGACUUCUCCUCCUUAGCUUCUCCCCUGACAGACCUGACCAGGAAGGGACAGCCGGAGAAGGUCUCGUGGACCUCCGAGACGGAAACAGCAUUCCUCAGGAUCAAGGCGUCCCUCACAACAGAGCCAGUCCUCCAUGCCCCCGACUUCAACCGCCCCUUCCUGCUGUAG